Messenger RNA from Drosophila elegans, 2183 nucleotides. RefSeq names its product glycine, alanine and asparagine-rich protein. The coding region runs from base 137 to 2056 and encodes 639 amino acids. Gene Ontology annotation, cellular component: ASAP complex; nucleoplasm; cytoplasm. Lineage: Eukaryota; Metazoa; Arthropoda; Insecta; Diptera; Drosophilidae. The record is from RefSeq and is a predicted model, not a curated record. The transcript is spliced from 2 exons. Gene Ontology annotation, molecular function: RNA binding. Gene Ontology annotation, biological process: mRNA splicing, via spliceosome.
UCCCCAUUCAAUUGGCAGCAGUUCCCGAGGUGUGAGUUACGUAGCAGUAGCAACUCCGGAAAACUACAAUUAAAAAAAAAAAAAAAAUCGUGCGGAAAGCGAAGUGUACAUUUUUUUUGCAGUGCAAGUGAUCGAGAUGCCAAAGGAUAAGAGUAAGGGUAAACGCGAGGGUGAGCCGCCCGUUAAGCGGCAGCGUAAAAAUCGUCCCGAGAGCAGCGAGUCCAGCGACUCCUACUCGAGCUGCAGCUCCUCGGGCACCUCCGGAUCAUCCGGAUCCUCCGGAUCAUCCGGAUCAUCCGGAUCCUCUGGAUCCUCCAGCUCGAGCGACUCCUCCAGCUCCGACUCGACCAGCGAGGACUCCGGGGAUGAGUCGGAUGAAGCAGACGGGGCCAAGAGGGCCAAGCACUCGUGCUGCCACCAUCGGCACCACCGACGCCAUCGGCGGCACCAUCACCAUCACUCGCCGCCGCGCCAUCACUCCCAUCGCCGUCAUGGGCGCCCAGCCGGCCAGCGUCGCCAUCGGCCCGAACAUGGACGCUCCUCGAAGCGUCGCCGAGCAGCCGUCACCGCCGCCAAGACGGCAGUAGUGGUCAAGGAGGAAAAGCCCUCCAGCUCCGGCAGCCACCCGGUGGUGGCCAUCCAGAUACCGGCCCCCAUUCCGCUGCCUGUGCCGGUGGCCAUUCCGGCCGAGCUCAACACCACCCAGCCGCAGCCCGUGCCGGCUCCAGUUCCGGCUCCAGUUCCGACUCCAGUUCCGACUCCAGUUCCGGCUCCAGUUCCGGCUCCUGCUCCCGCUGCUCCCUUGGCCAGGGAGCUGGCCAAACCCAAGACCCAAACCCAAAUCCCGGCCAAGACCAUCACCAAGAGCCUGGCCACUGUGGGUGCCGCGCCCAUGGGCAGGAUCAUGGCCGGAGGAGCCAGAUCCAGCGGCAUGAAGCUGGUGCCCAACCAGGUCAGGAAGGUAUUGGCCAGUGGCUCCACUGCGAAGACUCCGGCAAGGAUUGGUCAACCCAAUUCAAGUGCCAGCCAGGCGGACUCCAAUGACAAGUCACCGAUGAGAAAGGAAUCCUCCAACUCGUCCAACUCCAAGAUGAGGGCAUCCAAAGAGAAACAGUGCAAGCAAGAAGGAAGUGCAUCCGGAGGAGGUGGAUCAGGAGGUGGAGGAUCAGGAGGAGGAUCAGGAAAAGGAGGAGCAUCCGGAGCAGGUGGAUCAGGAGGAGGAUCCGUAGGAGGUGUAUCAAGAGGAGGAUCCGGAGGAGGAUCAGAAGGAGGAUCCGGAGGAGGAGGACCCGGAAAGGGAGGAGGAUCCGGAGAAGGAGGAUCAGGAGGAGGUGGAUCCGGAGGAGGGCCAAGAGGAGGACCAAGAGGAGGUGGACCCCAUGACCAUCCCGACGACGAGGGCAACCAAACGGCCUAUCGCAAUGACAAGCACGCCAUCGAAUUACGCCAACCCGUCCGCACCGUGCGCCUUCACAUCAAAGGACUGACCCGCCGGGUGAGCAAGGAGCACAUCACCGAGAUCUUCGGCCAUUUCGGUGCCCUCACGGCCGUCGACUUUCCCAUGGACCGCUUACAGGGACGCUUGGGGCGUGGCUACGCCUUCGUCGAGUAUGCCCGUCCCGAGGACUGCGCCCGCGCCAUCAGGCACAUGAAUGGCGGCCAGAUCGACGGCAAGCGGAUCACGGUGUCCGCCUUCCAGGAGAACAUGCUGAAGGCUCCAUGGCGCCACUACCGCCGCUACUCGCCGGUCAACUACCGCCAGCGCCAGCGCCAGCGUCACAGCUCACCGUCCAGCUCUCGCUCUCGCUCCCGCUCCCGCUGCCGCUCUUACGGCCAGUCCCGCUCCAUGUCCCGCUCCCGCUCGCGGUCCUUGCCCCGCUCCCUCUCGCGGUCCUUGCCCCGCUCCCGCUCCUCCCGCUCGCAAUCAGUGUCAGGAUCGCGCUACAAUCGCCGCUACCGCUCCCGCUCCCGCUCCCGCUCCCGCUCCUCCUUCUCCAGCGGCCGCUCGUCGCCACGCUACGAGCAGUACCACCGCCCCGGAUCGCGUUCGCCUUAGGCAGAUCGCACUGUCGUCGCGGAGGGCAUAAUGGGACAUCCAAGCAGGUUCACAAAUCGGCCAGAUGUCGAUAUCCAAAAUCUUGAUUACUCUUAAUUGAAAUGUUAAUAUUUUCAAUAAACAACAA